Messenger RNA from Hypomesus transpacificus, 5135 nucleotides. RefSeq names its product small G protein signaling modulator 1b (gene sgsm1b). Gene Ontology annotation, biological process: activation of GTPase activity. The coding region runs from base 1 to 4059 and encodes 1352 amino acids. The record is from RefSeq and is a predicted model, not a curated record. Gene Ontology annotation, molecular function: GTPase activator activity. The transcript is spliced from 24 exons. NCBI's taxonomy places the organism in Eukaryota, Metazoa, Chordata, Actinopteri, Osmeriformes, Osmeridae.
AUGACAGAGGCCGAGACGCGUCAGAAAUUGCUGCGCAAUGUGAAGAAAGAGGUGAAACAGAUCAUGGAGGAAGCGGUUACCAGGAAGUUUGUCCACAUGGACAGCAGUCAUAUCAUAUCUUUCUGUGCUGUGGUGGAGGCGUGUUUGCUCCAUGGCCUGAAGCGAAGAGCAGCCGGCCUCCUGUGCAGCAACAAGGUGGCCGCUCUCUUCAUGAAGGUGGGGAAAAGCUUCACUCCUGCUGAGGAACUCUGCCAGAAGGUCCAGGAGCUGGAACAGCUCAUGGAGAACAACAAACAGAACCAGUACCAGUUGAAUAACGACGGUGUGAAGAAGCAGUCCAAACAGGCCAACGUCACACCUCAGGCCCUGAAGCACCUGUGGAUCCGCACGGCCCUCAUGGAGAAACUUCUGGACAGGAUCGUCCUGUACCUGGUGGAGAACUGCAGUACAUUUUACGAGAGGGAAGCCAUGCUAACAGAUCCGGUGGACGGGCCGAUUCUUGCUUCUCUGUUAGUGGGGCCCUGUGCCCUGGAGUACACCAAGAUGAAGACGGCAGACCACUUCUGGACCGACCCCUCCGCUGACGAGCUGGUGCAGAGGCAUCGCAUCCACAGCGGACACUGUCGCCAAGACUCCCCCUCCAGACGCCCUGCGCUGAUCCAGAAGAGACAGUCCAGCGGCAGCAUGGAUGACCGGCCUCUACUGUGGGCGAGAGACUAUGUGGAAUCCCUCCAUCAGAACUCCAGGGCGACCCUGCUGUUUGGCAAGAACAACGUCCUUGUCCAGCCGAGGGACGACAUGGAGGCCAUCCCAGGGUACCUGUCCCUCCAUCAAACUGCCGACCUCAUGACCUUGAAAUGGACGCCCAACCAGCUCAUGAAUGGCACUGUAGGAGAGCUGGACACUGACAAAAGUGUUUACUGGGACUUUGCCAUGACAAUUCGUCUGGAGGAGAUAGUUUACCUGCACUGUCAUCAGCAAGUGGACAGUGGUGGAACCGUGGUUCUGGUGAGCCAGGAUGGGAUCCAGAGGCCUCCGCUCAGGUUCCCCAGAGGGGGUCACCUUCUCCAGUUCCUCACCUGCCUAGAGACGGGACUGCUUCCUCACGGCCAGCUCGACCCUCCCCUCUGGUCCCAAAGAGGAAAGGGAAAGGUGUUCCCAAAGUUGCGGAACAGGAGUCCGCAGGGGUCAUGUGACUCUGUGUCGGACAAGGAUGACGACGAAGCCACGGAUUACGUUUUUCGAAUCCUGUUUCCUGGCAGUCUGACGGAGUUUGUGGCUCCAGAGUUGGUGGAUCAGGGCGUGAACAUGUGGCACCCCACGCCCAGGAAGUCCUCCUGCUCCUCCUGCUCUCAGAACGGCUCCUCGGAUGGAUCCCUGCCUAACGGCUGCAACCAAGACAGGGCUCCCUUGAAACUGCUCUGUGACACGAUGAAGUACCAGAUCAUUUCCCGGGCUUUUUACGGCUGGCUUGCGUACUGCCGCCACCUGUCCACCGUCCGUACCCACCUCUCUGCUCUGGUCAACCCCACCAUGGUGGACCCCGACCUGCCUCACGACUGCAGAACUGGCCUCUCGGUGGAAGUCUGGAAAGGGUUCCUCCUCGACUGCUCUGCCUACGAUGAACAGGAGCUCAUGAGGCGGGUGUAUAUCGGGGGCGUGGACCCCACCCUGCGGAGGGAGGUGUGGCCUUUCCUCCUGGGACACUAUCACUUCUCCAUGACGCACAAGCAGAGGACACAGGUGGACGAGCAGGUGAGAGCCAGCUACCAGCAGACCGUGGAGGAGUGGCGGGGCUGUGAGUCCAUCGUCAAGCAGAGGGAGAGCGAGAAGCAUGCGGAAGCCCUGGCGAGGUGCUCCUCUGGGGCCAGCGCGGAGAGAGGCGUGGUGCAACGAGACUCCACCCUCAGCGCUGACAACAUCAGUCUAGACCGCCAGAAUGCCCAUUCCCAGACCGACUCCAACAGUAGCAUGCAGGUAUUUGGGUCUGUCGAGGAAGUGGAUCAGAUUGAAUCUGAGAGCAGGACCGAAGAAGCCAAGCCCGACAGCCCCGUGAAGGAUGUCCCGGAUGUCAUCCCAAACGUGGACUCCAAUUCUGGGGACAGCUGCUCCUGUGAGCCCCCUGAGUCCAGCCUGUCGGAUCCACCCCCAGGCCCAGACUGCAAGGUCACUUCCUCUGCUCCGGCUGUCAGCCCCACAUCUCCUCGGCUGACAGUAGAGACCCCAGGGGAGCAGAGGGAAGAGGAACCCUCCCUAGAGGCCAAGGCUGGGUCACCACCGGCGGAGACUCCUCUCCCAGUCACCAGAGUAGAGAAGGACCAGGACGUUCUGACGCAGGCCGAGGAACAAGCUGAUAAGAAAGCAGAGACCAGAGACUGGGAGAACGAAGUGGUCCAACUCUCGGAACUCGAGGGAAUCCAGGAAACUCCGGGGUGCGUCGAGAAAGAGGAUCCUGUCAAAGAUGCCGGGAAGGUCUCCGGAACGUCCGAGAUGGAAGUAGACAAAGCCAAACGGUUGUCUAAAGGUUUGGACGCAGAUGACGCAAUUCACCCAGUAAGAGCAGCUCCGGAGAACGUUCUGAGACUAGAGACCGAGGUGUCAAAUGAGUACAUUCAAGCUCCUCCACUUGGGCAGACAAUGGGAAUUAUAACACAAGUGAGCAAAACCACAGACAAAGAAUCUCUCUGCCGGUCUCCAACAGAGAAACCCAAAGAUCCUUUGGUAGAAGAAAAAGCAAAGGUUACCAAAAAAGCAGAGAAGCCAAGUUCUCCUGGAAUUGACAAAGUCGAAGACGUCGAACCCUGUCAGACAAGUGAGACUUUGAGCGGCGAGAAAGACGAGAAGGACGCUGAAACCAACGUCUCCGAAAAAGCCCAAACCAAAACCCCCGACUCUGUCAGAACCGCACCGCCUGAGACAAACGCUUUCAGAUCAACAGACGUGACGUUAGCUUUAGCCUCAGAGCAGCAUGGUCCUAGCGAACCUACCACACACGGCCUGGACGCAUCCCAACCCAGAACCGGCGAACACGAGGCACCUCAAUCCAAGCGGUCUCCAGAUAUGGCGGACUCCGACGACUCCCCCUCCGCUCUGGAGAUGGAGGAUAUCCCCAUGGCCCUGGGGGGGUGUCUGACCAUGGGGGAUGUGUGGGCCAGGCCCCCGGCAGGCCUGGCUGCCCCCUCAGUCUCCCUGGGCCUGGGGGUGAGAGCCCUGGAGAUCCAGCCAGACCCAGGCUGCAGUACCACUCCUGAGGGGACGGACACAGCCUUGUCUGAAGAGGAGCCGGAGAUGGAGAGCUUUUUCCCUCUUCCGGAGAUGGAGGAAGUAGGGGAGAAGAUCCAACCUGUGGAGCAAUCUCUAACGCCUCCUGGAAUAGUCCCAUACUCGCAGGAACAACUAGAUCUGUACUUGAUCAACCUGCAUCGCAUUGAUAAAGACGUCAGACGAUGUGACAGGACAUUUUGGUACUUCACACCAGCCAACCUGGAAAAACUGCGUAACAUCAUGUGCAGUUAUGUCUGGCAGCACCUAGAGAUUGGUUAUGUCCAAGGCAUGUGUGAUCUGCUGGCCCCCCUUCUGGUCAUUCUGGAUGACGAGGUCAUGGCAUUCAGCUGUUUCUCCGAACUCAUGAAGCGGAUGAAUCAGAAUUUUCCCCACGGAGGGGCUAUGGACUCACACUUUGCAAAUAUGCGUUCACUCAUCCAGAUCCUCGAUUCUGAGUUGUUUGAACUGAUGCAGCAGAAUGGAGACUACACACACUUUUACUUCUGCUACCGCUGGUUUCUACUGGACUUCAAAAGAGAGAUGGUGUAUGAUGACGUGUUUUCUGUGUGGGAGACUAUCUGGGCGGCCAAGCACACCUCCUCUGGGAACUUUGUCCUCUUCAUCGCUCUGGCACUGGUCGAAAUGUACAGGGACAUCAUCCUAGAAAACAACAUGGACUUCACAGACAUCAUUAAGUUCUUCAACGAAAUGGCAGAACAUCACAAUGUCCAGCAGGUCCUGAUGAUGGCCAGAGAUCUGGUCCACAAAGUGCAGACCCUCAUUGAGAACAAGUGAUCCAGCAUGCAGUUGUUCAUUCCCUAUCACUCUGUGUAAAAUUGUGAAAAUUGUGGCACACAUAAUGCUCAUGUACUAGGGAUACCCUAUAUAUUUAUAAAACUGAAACCAAUAUUCAGAAAAUGGUGAGGAAUAUGGUGGCCGUGUUAAUAUCUAUCAAUAUUUUUUUUGUUGUAUCCUGAAAUGGCCAGGUAGCAGAUCUGGAAAUGUAUGUCAUACCAUGAUCAUUGCACAACAGUGUUUCCAAAUGUUUCCAGGUUGUACUAACAGUCAGCGAUUACUUUAUUAAUAAAUGGAAUUGUUUACCUAGUGUAUGUAGGCCUGCCUGAUGUACAACCAUCUUUGCACAUUGCUUCAGGGUGUUACAGUAUUAGUUUUGCCUUAAAUCAAGUUAUUUUGUUCAGGGAUAUUGCUGUCAAACAGAACCAAAUGAUUACAUUUGCAUACAUCUUUUGUGUUUAGCAAAAGCAACAUAGAAAUAGUGCACAUAGAUAAUACAGCUGAAAGUCGAGGAUCAAAAGUACAGUUCUAACAGUAUUUCAAUGGUCAGAAUAAAGGAACUGUUUGUAUUUACUAGGCACAGCAAACCGCAAAGUAACCUUAACUUGUAACUCGUAGUUGAUUUGUUUGUAUAUUGGCAUCAUGUAGCUGUGAGUUAGACCGGUCUUGAACAGAACUGCCGGAGAAUUAGCCUGCAUCUCUAUCAACUAGGAAGGAAUCUGUUCCCAUGGCUGUUAAUGAAAACCAACAUAUUGUGUCACCUAGCAACAGUGUUUCUGUGUCUGUGCUUCUGUCUCAGCAGAAAAUAUCUUCUCACGUCUUUGCAUCGCUGAUUGUGAAAAUGUAAUUUGUGGUCGAUAACUGAAUUGUAAACACAUGACGUUCAAAAGUAAUCUGUAAGUUGCACAAAGUAAGAUAUUUGUUUAUUCUAUGAGACAAAAAUGAGAGAGAUGAGAGACUAAUAGACAAAGUUAGACAAGAAUAACUAAAUAGAAAGAAAACUCUUAUUUUUUCAAUGUCUUCUUAAAAUGGUGUAAUUAUUACUUUGCUGUGUAUUAAACAAUCAGUAUAUUUUG